UGAGCUUAAAGCCAGGGACGGCCACCCCUUUUCCUCCUCCCCGCCCCCCUGCCAUUGGCUCCGGGGAGAGGUUGACAUCAAAGCCGUGGCCUUAUAUAAGCCAGACCCUGAAGAGGAGGCCGAAGAAGGGUUAAAUAGGUCUCCCGGCGUCGGCGUCCUAGCUCGCGAGAGGCCGGUGGGCUGCGCGUCUGUCUCCAGCCUUGCCCCAGACUCUCCGAAAGCGGCGUCCAGCAGAGCGCCGCCCCAGAGCCCACGGGUGGCCCCGGCAGUCUCUCGGGCGCAUGGGGCGGCGCUAAUCGGGCUGGAGGCGCAGGCCAGGGGCCGCUCCAACAUGAACCUCGUGGGCAGCUACGCACACCAUCACCACCAUCACCACCAUCACCACCCACACCCAACGCACCCCAUGCUACACGAACCCUUCCUCUUCGGCCCGGCCUCGCGCUGUCACCAGGAGCGGCCCUACUUCCAGAGCUGGCUGCUGAGCCCCGCUGACGCUGCCCCAGACUUCCCCGCCGGCGGGCCACCGCCCACAGCCGCGGCGGCCACCGCUGCCUACGGUCCGGACGCCAGGCCCGGCCAGAGCCCCGCGCGGCUGGAGGCGCUCGGCGGCCGGCUGGGCCGGCGGAAAGGCUCGGGACCCAAGAAGGAGCGGAGGCGCACGGAGAGCAUUAACAGCGCGUUCGCAGAGCUGCGCGAGUGCAUCCCCAACGUGCCUGCCGACACCAAGCUCUCCAAGAUCAAGACACUGCGCCUGGCCACCAGCUACAUCGCCUAUCUGAUGGACGUGCUGGCCAAGGACGCUCAGGCCGGCGACCCCGAAGCCUUCAAGGCCGAACUCAAGAAGGCGGAUGGCGGCCGCGAGAGCAAGCGGAAAAGGGAGCUGCAGCAACACGAAGGCUUUCUUCCUGCCCUGGGCCCAGGAGAGAAGAGGAUUAAAGGGCGCACAGGCUGGCCGCAGCAAGUCUGGGCGCUGGAGUUAAACCAGUGAGCUGAGGCCGCGCCGAGGACCCUUUCACCGCUGCCCGACACCCGGAGCCCCGGGAGGAGAGGAAGGCGGCGGCGAGGGCCAGGGUCUGGGUGCCGGGGGCUUAUAAGGGCGCAUCCCGCAGAGCCUCUGCUACGUGCUGGCAGGUCGCUGGCUGCAACAACACACUUGGAUCGCACGUGCAAUGUCAUUUGAAGUUGAUUUUAAUACAUUAAGAGAAAGAGAAAUAUAUAUAUAUAUAUCCACACCCCCCCCCCCCAAACUGAGAGAGUGGCUCUUGGCUGCACAAUGCGGGAGAAAGGGACUGCGGGACUCCAGCGCGCUAAAAAGCACCCUUCCAACCCUCUUGGGGCGAAUUUAGAACCCCCAUGCUUUCUCCACUAUGCCUUCUGGCUCUCUUCCUCGUUCUCCAGUCAGCUUUGCGGCAAAACCCCCCAGGCGCUCUCUUUCCUAAUUAAAAUGCAAUAAGAGGAAUCAAUAGUUUUCUGCCCGGGAAAGAGAACCAAACCAGGAAGAUGGAGGGGUGCCUUUUGUUGUUGUUCUCCUACAAACAGUGCUGUUUUAUUUUAUUUUAUUUUAUUUUAUUGUCGCUGCACUUCCUACUUAGUUUCAAGGGAAACACUUUCUCUCUUUCCUUUCCUUCUCUCCCUUACUUCCUUUCCCUUUCCCUUCCUUUCCUUUCCUUUCCUUCCGUUUCCUUUCCUUUCCUUUCCUUUCCUUUCCUUUCCUUUCCUUUCCUUUCCUUUCCUUCCGUUUCCUUUCCUUUCCUUCUUCUCUCCUUUCCUUCCUUCCUUCCUUCCGUUUCCUUUCCUUUCCUUUCCUUUCCUUUCCUUUCCUUUCCUUUCCUUUCCUUUCCUUCUUCUCUCCUUUCCUUCCUUCCUAAAUAAAAACUUUUCCCUAUGUUGAAAAGUUUUUAUGUAUUUAAACUACCUACCAUGCCUGCUGUGCUCAGGUGUUUAUUACCCCAUCCCUACCCUUUUUCUACCUCAAACCUAUAAGACCACUCACCACCCCCUCCCUUUGCCAAAGCAGUAUCUAUGCUCUUGACGAAUAAAAGAUUUUCUGAAAUCGGA
Neofelis nebulosa (Clouded leopard) is the source of this 2058-nucleotide messenger RNA. It is a transcript of the gene HAND1, whose product is annotated as heart and neural crest derivatives expressed 1. The record is from RefSeq and is a predicted model, not a curated record. Gene Ontology annotation, biological process: heart development; regulation of transcription by RNA polymerase II. NCBI's taxonomy places the organism in Eukaryota, Metazoa, Chordata, Mammalia, Carnivora, Felidae. Gene Ontology annotation, molecular function: protein dimerization activity; DNA-binding transcription factor activity, RNA polymerase II-specific; RNA polymerase II transcription regulatory region sequence-specific DNA binding. The transcript has 2 exons. Bases 332 to 988 code for a protein of 218 amino acids.